AUGAAGACGCCAAAACGCCACUCGCCCUCGGCCAACGCCGUCCGGCGAGUGGACCCCGAUUCCAGGGAGAUUCUCACCGGCUUCAACAACGGUAGCCGGAGGAGGCUCAAAAUCCGGAAAAUGAAGUACACUUGCCAGGCAAAGAUCCGCAUCGGGAAUGACACCCGCCGCGUGUCCCCGCCGCCGGAGAAAGGGAGGAGAGAGAUUCACGAGCACGUCGAGAUUUCGCUUUCGCUGGCGACGACGUCGUCGUCGUCGUCAUCGGAGGAGGAGGAGCGGUCGGCGGCGGAGAAAAACGACGGCGUUUUGUUGUAUGGGUACGCGUCGGUGAGAGGGAGCAGGAAGGAGAUGGAGGACGCGGUGAGUGCGGAGAUAGCGUUUGCAGCUAUGGAGAGAGGAAAGUGCGACUUCUUCGCGGUCUACGAUGGCCACGGCGGAGCUCAGGUGGCGGACGCGUGUCGGGGGCGGUCACACCGGCUGGUGGCGGAGGAGAUGGAGAGAAGUGAGAAUCACGUGGAAUGGGACUGGCACCGAGUGAUGGAAGGGUGUUUUCGUAAAAUGGAUGGCGAGGUCGCUGAUAAUGCGGCCGUCAGGACUGUUGGUUCAACGGCGGUUGUCGCCGUCGUCGCGGCGGAGGAGGUUGUCGUCGCUAAUUGCGGUGAUUGUAGGGCCGUGUUGGGAAGAGGAGGUGAGGCCUUGGACUUGUCUAGUGAUCAUAAGCCCGAUAGGCCCGACGAGUUGAAGCGAAUCGAAGAGGCUGGUGGAAGGGUCAUUAACUGGAAUGGCCAGCGUGUGCUUGGUGUUCUUGCUACUUCACGAUCCAUAGGAGAUCAGUACCUACGACCUUAUGUAAUAUCAGAACCAGAAGUGACAGUGACCAAGAGAAGCAGCAAGGAUGAAUUUCUGAUACUAGCAAGUGAUGGAUUGUGGGAUGUGAUGUCCAGUGAAGUUGCGUGCCAAGUUGUAAGGAAAUGCCUGAAUGGACAGAUAAGGAGAGUGUGCAAUGGAGUUGGGAAUCAUCAAAACCGUGCUACCGAGGCUGCAGGCCUCUUAGCUGAGAUUGCAUUGGCAAAGGGAAGUAGAGAUAACACCAGUGUGAUUGUUGUUGAGCUAAGAGGAACAGUAACAUGA
Sphenostylis stenocarpa is the source of this 1131-nucleotide messenger RNA. The record is from the annotation of a GenBank genome assembly. Lineage: Eukaryota; Viridiplantae; Streptophyta; Magnoliopsida; Fabales; Fabaceae.